AUGAGUGAGCAAGAAGUUGAAUAUCUGGAUGAAAUAUUGGCUGAUAGUGAAAAGGCAGCCCCUGAAGACCUGCUAUUUUCCUAUAAGGGAAUUUUGUACCCUGCUACUAUAUGCAGCCCUGAAACUUUCCAAGUUUUUGAUUCUUUUGAAGCCAGGAGUGAUGAUGUGAUCCUAGCGGGAUACCCUAAAAAUGGUACUAACUGGCUUGAUCAAGUCCUAAAUGAUUUGGAAAUUACAGCUGCAAAAUACACAGAGGAGGAAAUUAAUGAGAGAACGAAUAUUACAAAUGAAUUAUUCGUAAUGCCACGUCUAGAGUUAGGGGAUCCAGAGAAAUUUAAGAGGAUGAAGGAAUUACCUUUCAGAAGAAUCAUAGUAACACAUCUCUCUCCUGAAAUCCUGCCCAAAUCUAUUUUCAAAAGCAAGGCGAAGAUACUGCUGCUGGUUCGAAAUCCAAAAGACACCGCUGUAUCUUACUUCCAUUUUCACAAUAAUAUACCUACACUUCCCUCCUUCAGCUCAUGGGAUGAGUAUUUUACAGCUUUUAUGCAUGGAAAAUUGUGUUGGGGCUCCUAUUUUGGUUAUUUAGUUGAAUGGAACAAGCAUAUGGAUGAUGAAAAUGUUAUGGUGAUAACCUAUGAAGAGCUGAAAGAGAAUCAGACAUUAGGACUGAAAAAAAUAGCUGACUUCUUUGGGUUCUCCCUAAGUGAGGAAGAGAUUCAGACUGUUGCAGAGAACAGCAGCUUCGAAGCUAUGAAAGAGAAAUCCUUCAAAACCCAUGGAACAUUUGGGAAAAUUCUCUUCCGUACAGGAAUUGUUGGUGACUGGAAGGACCAUUUCUCUGAAGCUCAGAGUAAAGAAAUGGACAGAAAAUUUGAAGAGUGUUUAGCAGGAACUAAACUGGGAGAAAAGAUGAACUAUGGGGUGUAUUGCAACGCCUAAAGAGCAAAACCUAAUGUGACUGUUUCCCUUAGUAUGAUUUGUUCACUUGUUUUUGUACACUGGAAAAAUAAUCUAAACUUGUGUGUAUCCAAUUGUAAAUAAUUAUGUUCUAGUCCAUAAUACCAGCAAUUUAUGUCAGAUGUGUGCUUUAAAUUUGAUACCUCACCCUGCUUAAUAGAUCUUUUAUGUAUGCAUAUGCCCAUUGUAUGGCAUUGCCUUAGAAAGGAGCCCUAGACUUCAUUAUCAUCUAUGCUAUUCUGAGGAGGUAUCAGGCAGAAGCACCAUCAGUUAUUUAACCACUCUAUCAAAAACAAUGUAAUCGGUGAGCCAAUUUUGCACUGAGAAAUCCCUUGAAAUUCAUGGGAGUUGCAUUUGAUGUAAGUCAGUGCAGAAUUAGGCUUAGAGUGUCCAGAUGAUCCAGAUGUCCAAAAGUGAUAGAAAUUCCACCAAAUAGAUUAGUUUUUGCCAUUAACAAUGACUUGAAUGUGGCUAUCUUCUGGUGGAAAAGGCUGAAUCCCUCCAGGAUAACUGUUAUCCAAGCAGCUUUUCUGUUUUUCUGCUUGCAUUCAUUAUUUGUCUGUGUCCUUUUAAAUCUUUGAUUUGAUAAGUGCAUUAAAAAUGUUAUUAAUUAGUUCAUCUUGUCUCAAUUGGAGGGGGCAUGUUGGAACCCUGGCUAGGAUUGCCAGUUUUGUUGGGACAUAUUCCUGGUGGUUUUAUCACAUUAAUUAAAGAUUAAUCUUUAAUUCCUGGAGACUCCAAGGAGUUCAGGACAAGCACAUUUCAGUGAAUUUAGCCAAUAAUCUUUGAAAUCUAAUGAGGAAUAACGAAAUAAUUGCAUCCUUUGUGAUCAAAGAUCAUAGAAUAUCAGAGUUGGAAGGGACCUCAGGAGGUCAUUUAAUCCAACCCUCUGCAUCUAGGAUUAAAUUGUUAUCUCUGUGCCUAAUAUAUGAGGUCCAAGAAAUUAUCAAUAUUAUAAUUAAAUAUUUUUAUUUUUCUGAUACUGCAGUUUUGCUAUAUCUUGCUCCAGAAAUAUAUAUUAACUUUCUAGA
Messenger RNA from Mauremys mutica (yellowpond turtle), 1988 nucleotides. RefSeq names its product sulfotransferase 6B1-like. Gene Ontology annotation, molecular function: sulfotransferase activity. The transcript has 8 exons. The record is from RefSeq and is a predicted model, not a curated record. NCBI's taxonomy places the organism in Eukaryota, Metazoa, Chordata, Testudines, Geoemydidae. The coding region runs from base 1 to 939 and encodes 312 amino acids. Gene Ontology annotation, biological process: sulfation. Gene Ontology annotation, cellular component: cytoplasm.